ACACAAUAUUGGGCCCUCAGUCGAAAAGUGCUAAUUGGCAACACCAGAUGCAAAACUUGGCCAAAAGAAACGGGGAAGCGUUCACAUUUCAAAUAAUCAUUCAGAAUGGAAGACUUUGCCAAUAAAUGUGAACUGAAAGAAAACGAGACGAUGGGCAGGUAUUUGGUAGCUGCUGUCAAUAUCAAGGCCGGAGAAACGCUGCUGCUGGAGCAACCUUUGCUGCUGCUCGCCAACAACGCUGAUAGACGCUGUUGCAACUGCCAUCAGUUAACCUCCACGUUUUGCGGCAAGUGUCGUCUAAUGCCGCUCUGUGCGGAGUGCGUGGAUCAUCAUGGCCUUGACUGCCUACGCUUGGCGAAGCUGCAGCUGCAUGUCGAGCAAGUGCAGCAGCUGCAAGCGAAUGCAGAGAUUGCCAAUGUUCUAAAGUUUUUGCUGUUGAGGGAGCAUGCAGAAAUGCACUCUUGGUAUGAAGAGCUACUACAAAUGGAGGCACAUCUAGCUCGUCGUCGGGACACAGAAAUUUGGCGCACUUAUCAGAAACAGGUGAUAGAGCCACUUCAAUCAGCCGGAUUGUUGUUGCAGCUGCGAAAUGGUUCGGAAAUCGAUGAAGACCUGCUGCAACGCAUGCUUGGCAUUGCGGACAUCAAUGGCUUUGAAAUACGCGCCCCGGAAUCUGGGAGUUCCAUGCGCGGUGUCUAUUUGAGAGCUGGUCUUUUUGCGCACAGCUGUGUUCCCAAUGUAGUAGCGGCCAUCGAUGAACAGCAUCGCAUCAAGCUGUAUGCAAAUCGAUCCAUAGCCGCCGGGGAGAUUCUAUACAAUUGCUAUACGAACAUUAUGCUGGGCACGGACGAAAGGCGUCAGAUUUUGAAGAUUGGAAAGUGCUUUGAUUGCCAGUGUGUCCGCUGCCUGGAUCCUACUGAGCUGGGCACUCACAUGAGCAGCUUCGUAUGCUCCCACUGUGCAGGUGGAUAUAUAGUAAAACAGCCUGACUCUAAUGCGUGGCAGUGUCUGCUUAAUCCGGAGCACAUGCUGAACCCAGAAUUUGUGGCAAGUGUAGUGGAACGUGCUAAGGAAGAGGUUUUUCAUGCUCGCGAUGAUAUUUAUCGUCUAGAGUUGCUGCUGGCCAAGCUGGGACGUCUGCUCCAUGGCAAUCAUUAUAUUAUGCUCGACCUUAAACAGAAUAUAGCAUCCAUACUGAGGCAGAUCUUGCAGAAUAUGGCACAUCGACCCAGCCGUAAAGUGUACGAGCGUAAGAUUCGCCUAUGCCAAGAAAUAUUGUUGGUUCUUAAGGUUUUGGUUCCCGGCAUAUCCCGCCUUAAAGCAAUUGCACUCUACGAAUUGGCCAACACUCAAGCUGAGCUUGCGCGAAAAUUGUUCAGUGAACAGGAGCAUACCGCUGCAGAUUUAUUGGGAGAAUUGCAGCAGACUGAGAUUAUGAUGCGGGAAUCACUUCGCAUGCUGCUUUAUGAACCUAUCUGCACGCCGGAGGGUCACUUGGCACGUAAUAUGCUUAGAGAGCUAAAAGAGCUUCAAAAUGACAUGAAAGUGCUGCAACAACCAAAUGAUGAUGUGAUUAAUUAAAAUUUGUUAUUUUAUAUUUCAAAAUA
Molecule: messenger RNA, 1607 nt
Organism: Drosophila mojavensis
Lineage: Eukaryota; Metazoa; Arthropoda; Insecta; Diptera; Drosophilidae
Gene: SmydA-6
Product: SET domain-containing protein SmydA-8
Exons: 4
Coding region: 106-1581 (491 amino acids)
Molecular function (GO): protein binding
Source: RefSeq, a predicted model, not a curated record